AUGUCGUCCAUCAAAGUCUUCUACGACGAUGUGGCCAAAGGGAUGGACUGUCUGAUGAAGAAUACACCUGAUGUUGAAGGACUGCAAGGCUUGCUGAAGUAUUUCAGUAGCACCUCUGUGUUUGGCACUUACUGUCACAUCCAGCCUCCAUCUCCUCCUGAUGGAAUACCACCAGACAGUGCAUGUAGGACUGCUGACACAGAUGUAGAUGUAGGAGAUGUGAACCCCUCCCCUGCACUCAGUUCAAUGAUGAGGACCAACACAGUGCCCGGUCAGGUGGACAGUCUCCCAGUGGCUUUUCUGUCCACAAACAGGAGCUUUGAGGUUCUUGGUCCAGCUCAGCCUGUAGUUGCUGUAGCUGGUGAAGAUGUUGUUCUGCCCUGUUACCUCAAACCCAACAUCAGUGCUGUUGACCUGCGUAUCGAGUGGCUCAGAGUUCAUACCGAAGACCCACUUGUACAUCUUUACCGGGAUCAUGAGGACAGAAAUGAGAAUCAGAUCCCAUCGUACAGGGGAAGGACAUCACUGUUCCCUGAGGAACUGAAGAAAGGAAACACUUCACUGAAAGUGAAAAAUGUGCGAGGAUCUGACAAUGGAGAGUAUAAAUGUUUUGUUGAGUCUGAGGAGUGGUAUGAAGAUUAUUUUAUUUAUGUUCAUAUUAAAGCUGUAGGAACCCAUCCAGUGAUCUCCAUUGAGGGAUAUAAAGAAGGAGGGAUCAGUCUGGUGUGUGAAUCUAAAGGCUGGUACCCUCAGCCUCAAGUGGUCUGGAUGGACAGUGAAGGACACAGUCUCCCUACUGGACACACAGAGACACACACAGACAGUAUGGAUCUCUUCACUGUGAGACGACGUGUCAUUGUACAAGAGACAGAGAACAAUAGGUUCACCUGUCGAGUUCUACAACAGGAUUUAAAUGAAAUGAAAGAGACAAUAACUAACAUCCCUGGUGAGAUGUUCCAUCGUGCCCAUCCCUGGAAGGUGACCUUUGCUGUGGUCUUCAGUCUGUCUGCUGUUUGUAUUAUUGGAUGCACAAUUUUGAUUCACUGUUUUGUGAAACUGCGAAGAAAGAGAGGUGAGCUCAAAGAACAGUAUGGACUGAUCACCAGACACCUGACUAUAGAAAAGAUGUACAGGAGAGCUGAACUUCUGAAGGCACAAAGAUACGCAGUUGAUGUGACUCUGGACCCUGAUACAGCAAACCCCUGGCUCAUCUUGUCUGCGGACAGGAAACAAGUGAGGCGUGGAGACACAAAGCAGGAGCUCCCUGACAACCCAGAGAGGUUUACAUACUGGAAAAGUGUCCUGGGAAAAGAGGGGUUUUCUUCAGGGAAACAUUACUGGGAGGUGCAGGUUGGGGACAAGACUGAGUGGGAUUUAGGAGUGGCCAGAAAGUCCGUACACAGGAAAGGAGAUUUUGAACUAAAUCCCAAUGAUGGUCUCUGGGCUCUCAGUCUGUGGAGUGGGAAUAUGUACUGGGCUUUCACUGACCCCUCUGUGUUGCUUCACCUGAGUGUGAAGCCCCAGAAGGUGGGUGUGUAUGUGGACUAUGAGGAGGGUCAGGUGUCCUUUUACAAUGUGGAGGACAAGUCUCUUAUCUACACUUUCACUGGGUAUAAAUUCACUGAGAAGCUCUAUCCAUUCUUCUGGCCAGGCUUCCGGAACUCAGCCCCACUGAUCAUAUCUCCUGUUAGUCACACAGACUGAAGAAACUGAUUUUUGUUUUUAAUGUUCAGGUCAUGAUGCCACAUUGAUUUAAUAUCCCUUCUCUCCCUCAUUCAGGGUUUGUAAUUUCUCCAUCUAAACACAUAUUUUGUACAUUCUGAUGCUUUUAAAUAAA
Messenger RNA from Scleropages formosus (Asian bonytongue), 1837 nucleotides. RefSeq names its product butyrophilin subfamily 1 member A1-like. The transcript has 11 exons. Gene Ontology annotation, molecular function: signaling receptor binding. NCBI's taxonomy places the organism in Eukaryota, Metazoa, Chordata, Actinopteri, Osteoglossiformes, Osteoglossidae. The record is from RefSeq and is a predicted model, not a curated record. Gene Ontology annotation, biological process: T cell receptor signaling pathway; regulation of cytokine production. The coding region runs from base 1 to 1704 and encodes 567 amino acids. Gene Ontology annotation, cellular component: external side of plasma membrane.